ACAUUAAUAAACUCACCACCCAGGCAGUGGAACAAGCUUGUUUUGGCUUUAGUUCCAAAAUGAUUGUUUCUGAAGAACAAGAAGAAGAAGAAGAGAGAUGUCCCAAACCCAAACAGCACCACUCUCGUCCUCCCAGUCUCCACCUAUGCCUCUUGCUCUUCACAGUCCUGGUGGCCGCCUUGUUCAUUGUCACUAUUUUCUCUUUUCUCACCAGUUCUCCCUACAUUGAUAGUACCCACAACUUCGAUCUUCAUUUCUCGGAAAUCAAAUUCCCUCCAGAGAGAAAUCGAAAUCCAACUCUAUCCCAUUCUACUACAUUCCCACCAAGUUCUUUUACUGCAGAUUUAGCACCACCAUUACCACCACUUCCUCAAGCAGUAAUAAAGUCAAAGCCAAAUAUUAAGGCAGUGGACACAACAAUGGAAGAAUCAGGUCCCUAUCACAAUUGGCAACUCUUUGUUGAAGAUUUCAAGGAAAUGAUGCGCAAUUUCAAGAUAUAUGUUUAUCCUGAUGCAACAAACCAAACCCAGUCCCAGUUUGGUCCCAUUUUCCUUCCCCACCAAAACCCAUUUGAUCCAAAGCUAGGAAACUACUUCAGUGAACACAUGUUCAAACUAUCUCUUCUUCAAAGUUCCCUCUUAACACUCCAUCCCCAACAAGCCCAUCUCUUUUUCUUGCCUUUCUCAGUCAAUCUUCUAAGGAACGACCCUCGUGUUCACUCCGAAGCUUCAAUCUCUGAGUUUGUCUCUCAAUACAUUACCAGAAUUCGCAGAGACUUCACAUUCUGGAAUGCCUCUGCUGGUGCAAACCAUUUCUACGUGUACUGUCAUUCAGUUGGUCGAGAGGCCGCUUCUAAGUUUCUGGAUUUACGUAACAAUGCAAUACAGGUCACUUGCUCUUCUAGCUACUUCCAGAGAUACUAUGUUACACACAAAGAUGUGGCACUCCCGCAGGUUUGGCCUCGCUCAAAUGAUCAACCUCUCACUCCCCCGGAUGCCAGGCAUAAACUUGUUUACUUUUCUGGACGUAUACAAAACUCUCGUAUUCGCAAAGAGCUGAUAGCUGUAUGGGGGAAUGAUUCUUAUAUGGACAUUUUCUUUGGAAGUACACCUUUUCCUUAUGAAGAAGGUUUUAGGAAGAGCAAGUAUUGCCUCCAUGUCAAAGGUUAUGAGGUGAACACUGCUAGAGUAAGUGAUUCCAUACAUUAUGGAUGCAUUCCUGUUAUUAUUUCCAACUACUAUGACCUUCCAUUUGCUAAUGUUUUGAACUGGAGCAAGUUUUCAGUUAUUAUCAACCAAGGAGAAAUAGCCUUCAUCAAAAAGAGACUUUUAUCAAUAACAAGACAGAUGUACCUAGAUAUGUACCAAAAUCUAUGCCAAGUUCGGAAACAUUUUUUGUGGCAUAAAACACCAAGGGGUUUUGAUUCCUUCCAUAUGACUGCUUACCAGUUGUGGCUGAGAAGAAGCAUGCAUCGCCUAUCCCACUAAUUCUCCCUGUUGUCUCAACAUGUUAAGUACUUGGAGGGCUGUAUGAAGUUUCACAUUGUGGCUACUUGCUCAAAAGAGGUUCUUUCUAUGUUUUCAACGCAUUCCAUGCUGGUGAUUACUUCAACAUAGUCUGGUUUGGGUCACCUUUCAAGAUUCUUUUUUAAUCCAAAUGGCUAUAAGUAUCUGGAACCCACUGUGGGAAUAUGAAUUUUCAUUCUUUUUAAGUGAAAAUAGUACCCAAAAAUUGUUACCCCUUGACUAUCCAAUAAUGGACUAGCUGAAUCCUUAUUUCACAGAACGCAAGCCUUCCAAAGGCUUGCAGGAAGAGACUAAUGGACAUUUGACUACCAUUGCCUCUUGCUUCUAGAAUUGUGCAGGAGAGCAGAAAGGAGGGUGGAAGCCUUCAAUGAACUUUUGAAAUUAGGACUUAGAAAGAAUCAAACCAAGAGAAUUGUUCAUAGAUGCAGGUGUGAAUCCAAAUUGCUUGAUGACUACAAAUAUGAUUCAAGUGCUCAUAGAUGCAGGUGUAAAUCCAAAUUGGUUGAUGGCUACAUAUAUGACUAUGUGAUCCAAGUAGUCACAAAUGCAAGGUAAAUCCAUUAUAUUUGUAAUAGGUGGCAUUGGUCUUGUUGAUGGAUUUUUUUCCCCUAUUGUUAUGUUUGGCAUGGAUAUUGCAUAGUGUUUACGCUAUGUCUUUAACUCCCGUGUUUACGCUAGAAAAGAAAGAUUGUUGUGGUA
Messenger RNA from Quercus robur (English oak), 2225 nucleotides. RefSeq names its product probable glycosyltransferase At3g07620. The transcript is spliced from 2 exons. Gene Ontology annotation, molecular function: glycosyltransferase activity. The record is from RefSeq and is a predicted model, not a curated record. NCBI's taxonomy places the organism in Eukaryota, Viridiplantae, Streptophyta, Magnoliopsida, Fagales, Fagaceae. The coding region runs from base 60 to 1487 and encodes 475 amino acids.